AUGUUUCUUCUUGUCUCUUCUCCUACAGAUGGCUAUCCAGAGUCCAGGAGGCUCCGAGAGUCUUUAGGUGGGGAUGACCAUUAUCCCAGGAUGACAUGGAGGCCCUGGAUGCCUGAUAUAAGGGAGAUUCCCGAGGAGGAUAGUGAUAUCCAAAAAAAGGAAAAGAAAGUUACGACUGAUGCAUACACCAUUGAGGACGGACCCCAAGAGGAGGGACCUAAUUAUGACUGGCCUAAUGGUGAAGGACCCAAGGAUGAUGGCCCUAAUGAUGACGGCCCCAAUUAUGACAGGCCAGAUAAAAGAUGGUUAUCCAGAGUCCAGGAGGCUCAGAGAGUCUUUAGGGAUGACCAUUAUCCCAGGAUGACAUGGAGGCCCUGGAUGCCUGAUAUAAGGGAGAUCCCCGAGGAGGAUAGUGAUAUCCCAAAAAAGAAAAAGAAAGUUACGACUGAUGCAUACCCCACUGAAGACGGACCCCAAGAGGAGGGACCUAAUUAUGACGGGCCUAAUGGUGAAGGACCCAAGGAUGAUGGCCCUAAUGAUGACGGCCCCAAUUAUGACAGGCCAGAUAAAAGAUGGCUAUCCAGGGUUCAUGUGGCUCAGCGGUUCGUCAGGACUGAUUCAUACCCCAUUGAGGACGGACCCCAUGAGGAGGGACCAAAUGAUGACGGCCCCAAUGAUGAAGGGCCAGAUAUAAGGGACGACCAUUAUCCCAGGAUGACAUGGAGGCCCCGGAUGCCUGACAUAAGGGAGGAGACAUCAGAAGAGCUUGAGGAUUAUAAAAAGAAGAAUAAAAGUCUUAGAAAGAGGGCAGUGUCAAUGUCCAUUUCAUUAUGCUGAGGACAACUCACCCUGAAUUGGGAAUGGUCAUCUGGACUCACCUCAGCAGAAAUUCGGAUAGCUCUAGAAAAAUCAAGAAAAAAAGUCAAGGGG
Messenger RNA from Hyla sarda, 930 nucleotides. RefSeq lists its product as uncharacterized. NCBI's taxonomy places the organism in Eukaryota, Metazoa, Chordata, Amphibia, Anura, Hylidae. The record is from RefSeq and is a predicted model, not a curated record. The transcript has 13 exons. Bases 1 to 837 code for a protein of 278 amino acids.